AAAACUGAGAGUAUCCAAUUCACAACCGGAACCAGAUAAUUGAGUAAUCGCGGGUAACGUUGUAUAAUGGGGUUUGACUUUAAAAAUGGACGAAGAUUACGCGUUGGCACUGCGGCUUCAAUCAGAGAUAUUCUCAGGAGACACAGACAGUCAAAUUACAAAUUCCGACGGACAAUAUAGCAAAGAACCCAAGUCGUUGGUGGAUCCAUUCUGGGAAAUGACCGAUCCGAAUCCGGACAUUCGGGCACUGUUCCUUCAGUUUAAUGACAGGUUUUUCUGGGGACGGUUGUCGGGAAUCGAAGUAAAAUGGAGCCCAAGAAUGACUUUAUGUGCUGGUCUGUGUUGUUAUGAGGGAAGAGGUGGAUUGUGUUCGGUGCGACUUAGUGUGCCAUUGUUGAAACUGCGACCCAGAAAAGAUCUUGUUGAAACACUUCUUCAUGAAAUGAUCCAUGCAUACCUGUUUAUUACUGAUAAUAAUAAGGAUCAUGAUGGUCAUGGGCCCGAGUUCCACAAGCACAUGUACCGCAUCAAUGGAGAGUCAGGAACCAAAAUAUCAGUUUACCACAACUUUCAUGACGAGGUAGAUGCCUACAGGCAGCACUGGUGGCGCUGCAACGGGCCAUGUCAAGCACGCAAACCAUACUUUGGAUAUGUGAAGCGUUCCAUGAACCGCCCACCAUCAAAGAACGACACUUGGUGGGCAGAGCAUCAACGGACAUGUGGUGGAACUUACACCAAGGUCAAGGAACCUGAAAGUUAUGCGAAAAAGAAAAACAAGGAUAGUAAAGGUGGUGGGGAAAAGAAGGAAAAAGAAGAGAAAGAAAAGCCCAAAUCCAAGAAUGUAGACAUUCGAAUAUUUGGAGGUACAGGAAAAGUACUUGGCGCUCCAAAGGUGUCCAUUCCUGAACCAGCAAAUGACGGUUCUACGAGGAACAGUGCCACAAUCACAGCAAAAGAACCAAGCACUUCUUCUUUCCAUAAAAGUGAAAGUCCAAGUACAAAUUACGGCAAAAAUUAUUUUAGUGACAGUGAUGAUGGUGAUGUGAGUGUUCUGCCUGGUGGGAAAACACCUGUUAAAAAAAUAGUGCCAAAAAAUAAACCAGUCAGUCAAGGAGGAGAUGCUAAAUUUAUGGGUGGAGCUAAGAAAAAGAAAAAGGUUGUUGAAUUUGAUUGGUCAGAUUCUGAGGAAGAUGAGAUUUUGUUGAAUUAUUCAAAAUCAAUGGACACCAAUGUGAUCCAUGAACCCACUGUACCAUCUAAAGUGUUUGAUUCAAGUGAUGAAGACAUUAUUGAUUCAAACAUUUUAGACUGUGAUAAGUCAACACAGUCAUUAAAAAGUUCAGAUGCAACAAAUACAAAAUUUCAUGAUAGUAAACACAGCUUAUCAAGUACCAGUACUCAAUCAGAUAGUUUCACAUCUGAAUCAACUAGUGAUAUCAGAGCCAUGUUACGAAAGGUGUGGGGUGAAAAACGAUUUCCUGACAACAGAGGUGGUAUUGGUGCAAAAAAUAAAAUAUUCAAAGUUGGCAACCAGUCUGUGCCCAUGAAAAGACUAUCCAGUGACUCGGAUCAGCAAGCUCCUAAGAAACCUCGGACUAAUGAGGCAACAGCACAGUCUGCUGGUAAAAAAGCAGAAAAACCCAGUGGAGUGAGUUUAACAGAUGCAGUGCGAAAUUAUUUUGCUGACAAUAAAUUGAAUAAAAUGAACUCUAGCAAAGGGGAUCAUACAUCUGAUAAACCGCAUUUGACAUCACCUAUUGAAAAGAUGUUUAACAAAAUUCAGGAAAAACAAACACAGGAUUCCAAAGAACAUGGACUUAAAGCUAAACCAUUACCAGAAUCAGGGGAGAAAGUGAGAGAAAGUCAAAGUCAAUUGUUGAUGGGAGGUGCUUCUAGUGGUAGUGGAAAUGAGAGGCUUACAAUGUUGACUUGUCCUGUGUGUUGCAAGAUAGUGGAAAUGUCAUUGAUAAAUGAACAUUUAGACAUGUGCCUUACUAUGCAGGCAAUAACGUAAUAACUUGUUAUAGCAACUGUGUCUGUGAUACAUUUUAAUUGAAUCACAUAUCUAUUAUUUCGUAUACAAGCAGUAUAGUUUACAGUUUUCAACUUUUGUAUAACUGAAUGAAAAAAAACACAGGAAAAAAGAUAAAUUUUUAUUUAAACGCAUGUCGUUUUAGUAGUAAAUACCUGUUCUAUGCUUCCAUCCAGAAAAAGGGGGCAUUUAGUGGCUGCUUUGUCGAUUCAUCUGAAUUAUAAUUUUGAUGAAAUCUACCAUAAUUUGAAACAAAUUUCCUUGAUAAUUUUAUCUUUCAUACUAACUUUUGAUCCUUUGAUCUUUAAAUUACUUCUUUUUGUUGUGAAUUACAGAACUUAUGAUCACACUUGAUGAAAAUGUAUUGCCAUUUCGCUAUAAUAAGGAUACUUUGUGUCAAGUUCCAACAAAUGAUCCCCUACCUCCUGUCUGUAAAAGGGAUGGCAAAACUGAAGUUCUAUAAAAUGAUCCCCUUCACCCUGUCUGUAAAAGGGGUGCUGAAAAUAAAGUUCUGUUAAAUGAUCCUGUAAACGUUGUCUGUAAAAGGGUUGGCGAAAAUAAAGUUCUAUAAAAUGA
Messenger RNA from Dreissena polymorpha, 2608 nucleotides. RefSeq names its product DNA-dependent metalloprotease SPRTN-like. Gene Ontology annotation, molecular function: metalloendopeptidase activity; single-stranded DNA binding; polyubiquitin modification-dependent protein binding. Gene Ontology annotation, cellular component: nucleus. The record is from RefSeq and is a predicted model, not a curated record. The transcript is spliced from 6 exons. Gene Ontology annotation, biological process: DNA repair. The coding region runs from base 86 to 2014 and encodes 642 amino acids. NCBI's taxonomy places the organism in Eukaryota, Metazoa, Mollusca, Bivalvia, Myida, Dreissenidae.